Molecule: messenger RNA, 3513 nt
Organism: Cadophora gregata
Lineage: Eukaryota; Fungi; Ascomycota; Leotiomycetes; Helotiales; Ploettnerulaceae
Exons: 3
Coding region: 303-3023 (906 amino acids)
Cellular component (GO): cytoplasm
Molecular function (GO): glycerophospholipase activity; metal ion binding
Source: RefSeq, a predicted model, not a curated record
AGCUAGAUAUUCUUGGCAAGAAGUAAAUAAAUACCGCCUCCACAAAAUAAGCAUGUCCAUGCCAAGCCCCUUCCCGUAAAGGACGUCAUCGGCAACUUUUUGGGCGAGCACAACUCGCACAGCUCAGGCAAGCACAAGCACAACAGGAGAAUUUCAGGCAGCGGUCCACGCUAUCACCUGAAUCAUGAACACGAACACAGCAUUCCGCAUUGUUGUCCUCCUCUUCCUCUUCCUCACACCUACACCCUGAAGUCAUGAAUAAUUCCGAGAGCAACACAGGCAGACAUUAACUUUCGGAAAGAAUGUCGCCAGCACACACGUACGGGCCAGGAUGCCAUCUUGCCCCAGCUAUCGCCGUAUCUGGCUCAGAUGAUGAAGGUGAAAUACCGCCACUGAGGACACACUUCUUCUAUGCAUCUCCUCUACCUCUGGACGAUCCACUCUCUGCCAUUCCUAUUCCGACUGGAGAUUCCAAAUCUACGAAACACCCUCCCAGACCGUUCUCUGCACGCGAUAACAAUGCCCUCGAAGAAAUAUGGCUGGGGUUUUCUGCUGGAGGUCAUAAAAGCCAUACGGGGAAUCAUAAGACAGGAAAAUCUGCGGCACCUCACCUAGAGAGUUUGACGUCUGCAUCUGAACGGCCGUCGUGCUGCGACCAUUUCGAGCGUGAUGUCGGGAGGGAUUCUGUUGAUAAGAAGAUUGCGAUAACGGACACCAGAGCACAUAAGAGGCACAAAAUAGGGGAACUUUCGUCAUCACAGAAGGACUCUGAAAGCCACCUCAAGUCCACCAAGCAUGGGAAGUUUCCAGAUGAGGAGAGCCGCGAGUUUGAGGCCGGUAAGCCAAUAUAUGGAAAGAAGGAUUUGUUGGACCUCCAAGCAGAGACCACCGAUGCUCUUUCUACCAGCUUGCCAACAAAAAGUGAAGAGACCGGAACCACAGGUCUUCCAUUCGCACAGUUCUCCGCUUCUAAGGAGCCAGUCUUGCCUUCCAACGAGCCAUUCGAUGAAGGAGAGUCUAGCAAAUCUAGAAAUGCUAGCAGAGACGACUCAGACACAGCAGAAGUAGAGACAGUUCAUAUCAACGACUGCAAAUCACACAAAUCCCAAGGUCAGGCGGAGGUUCCUGUUGGCGUAUCACGAUUACAUCUGGUAAAGAUGCCGUCGUUGCAGAUGCAUCCAAUAUACUGGUCUCCAGUUCACGAUAUAGCUGCUGUCAUCCGCGGAACAUGGUUUUACAAAGACACGAUGUGCCCAGUUGAGCCUGCUGUUGCGAACCAAUUGGAAAUGGGAUACAGAGAGCUUAGACCUUGGUCUCAGACGUGGAAAGAUGAGCUGAACAGUGCAUUAGAGGUCGGAGCUGCGGGUGAAGAGAAGAUCUCACACAUUCUCUGGCCGAAAGAAGAUCCAAAGAAAGCCCAGAAGGCUAUCAAGUCUACGAAACCUGAGCUAUCUACUGAUCCAUUCUGUGCUGCUAGAUGCUCCAAUGGAGAGGCAUCUGCAGAGGGCAGUACAGAUCCUGAAGACCUUGCAGGUCAAGCGUCAGAUACCAUGACUGUUGUAAAGAAGUAUCGUAACUCUCAGGUCAUCUACAAAGAUGCAGCGAACGCCUUCAUCCUCAAGCCAGCCCUUGCGCCAUCUGCGUAUUACGGCCGGAAACCUCUGCAGAAGAUAAAAAGAGGUAUGAAAGUUGGCAUCCACUGUGUAAGAGGAUUCGACUGGAAGGCUUGGGAAAAGCUCCAUCCUUCUAAGCAAUCAAGCACUGCUAAGAAAGCAGAGCAGAAUGCUCCUGUUGCUGGAGACUCGAAUGCUACCAAGAGCAGUUCUUGCCCAGCAUGUAGAGUCCAAGAGCAGCCCCGGAAGGUCACUGAUUUGGUCCUCGUGAUCCAUGGAAUUGGUCAAAAGCUCUCCGAGCGAGUCGAAUCCUUCCACUUCACACAUGCUAUCAAUGAAUUUCGACGAUCGAUCAACGUUGAGCUCAGUAACGAGGCAGUGCAUCGAGCCCUCCGCGACGAUCUUGGUGGUGUUAUGGUACUACCUGUAAAUUGGCGAGCAAACCUAUCCUUCGAAGAUGGUGGGCCGAUGAAGAAAGGCGAGGAAGUCCAGCGAACGGACUUCUCGUUGAAGGAUAUCACUCCUUCCACUAUUCCGGCUGUACGGAACAUGAUCUCUGAUGUCAUGUUGGAUAUCCCGUUUUACAUGUCCCAUCACAAGCCAAAGAUGAUCCAGGCUCUGAUAUCCGAAGCGAACAGGGUAUACCGACUUUGGUGCAAGAACAACCCAGACUUCGACGAGCAUGGUCGAGUUCAUAUCAUCGCUCACUCUCUGGGAAGCGUGAUGGCGUUGGAGGUGCUCAGCCAGCAGCCAACUACUGUUCCCAAGAUCGAUUUGCAAGAGAGCCAGAUCAAUACAAAGUACUUUGAUUUCUGCACUUCAAAUCUGUUCUUCGUUGGCAGCCCUGUAGGGUUCUUCCUGCUUCUGGAUAAAGGCCGUCUGGUACCAAGGAGAUUUCAGGGCAAGGCUGGCGCGGAUCGUCAAGACGAGCGCGACGAGACCGUUACAAACGAAGCUGGGACUCUGGGUUGCUUAGCAGUCGACAAUAUCUACAAUGUCAUUGCACAUAAUGACCCGAUUGCAUAUCGACUCAACGCUACUAUCGAUCCACAGUUCGCGGGAAAUCUGAAGAAUGCAGUCGUGCCUAGUGCUACGACAGGCUUCUUCGAGAGUAUAGGAAAUGCAAUGCGGUCGAUUACUCCAAGUGUAUCGGCUCCCGAUGAUCUCGCUGUCGGCCAGGUUGCAAAGCCUGCAGCGAUAACUCGGCUCCCCUCACAACUGGAGAUGGAGAUCCAUGAUUUCACUCGAGAAGAAAUGGCCGAGAAGAAAUUUUUCCUACUCAAUGACUGUAAGUCCAUGCUUCAAGCUCCAACCCGUAGCCUGUCUAUAUUCAAGUCUGCCAAAACUUCCAGUGUGUCUAUUACCCCAACUAUCGAGACAUCUACAAGUCAAAAUGAAGUACAAAGCUAAAUCUAAGAUCUUUUAGGUGGCCAGGUCGAUUGGUUCUUGAGCUCAGGAGGUGGGCCACUUGAGAUCCAGUAUCUUAACAUGCUCGGAGCCCAUAGUAGUUAUUGGUCCAGUCCAGAUUUUAUUCGCAUGAUUGUGAUUGAAGUCUGCCGGAAACCAGGCAGGCAACACGCGCUGCCCAAUAUGCGAGCUGUCAAGGCGGUCAGGAAAGUUGCAAGCUAAGCUCACGAGAUGGUUCUAGACAAUUCGUAGGAUAUAGCAGUAACGGAAAUCCUGGAUGAAGGAGUAUGAGCAAAACUUGUAGUCGUGCAAUGGGGGCUUACGAUCUAACAUUUCUGAGAGAUAUAUUGGGGCUUCUGGAGUUUGGAGUCUCAAAGACUCAGGAAACUAGCGUAGGCGUCAACGGAGAGCAUGAUAGACGACCUUUGAUACCCAUAUCUAGAUGUACUGUAUAAAUUAUAGAUGCCUUAUCGAAAGAAUCACUUUGUCGCGA